AUGGCUCCGAAGUUUUCCUUUCCUGUGCCGAAAGGGAAAACGCCUCCCUCGAAAGCCGCGACCGCGGCAAAAGCCGUGCCAGCCACAGCACCAGGACCUGCUUCUGUGCCUGCGAAAGCACCAGGACCUCUUUCUUUGCUGGCAGCUGCAAAGCCUAGCGCGAAGCCGGGCAAGGCAGUUGGAACUUUGGUGGCCCCGCCACCAGGACCUCCACCCAAGCCCUUGGGCGCGAUCAUGUGGCCUGGUGGAUAUAUGGCAGGAGCGGAGGCUGCCGUGGUCGCAAAGGAGCCUCGGAUGAAAGCCAAAGGGCCACCGUCCAAAACCCGGGGAACUGCGGCCGUCGAGCGGUAUUCCUCCGCCUACAGCACAGUGGGUCAUUUUCCGAAUGGGCACCUGCAGGAUUGGUUGCACGCAAUAGCCCCGAAGUUCUUUACCCUGAUCAUGGUGGGCCGACUGGAUCGAAACCAGCUGUUGAGCUACCUGUACCUCCUCACCGGCUUGUUGCCGUCGGACCGGUUCUCGAAGACGGAGUGCCUGGAAGCUCUCUGUGCGGAGCACGAGAGAUUAGGCUCCCCUGGCAACAGCCUUCAGAUCAAGCCGGACAGGGUUGUGGCCUACGUGCAGCGCCUCUUGUCGGAGACUGGUGGUGAAGAGGACGCGGACGACGAGGUUCCCGAGGACGACGAGGAGGAGCCGACCGGCGGGGAAAGCUCUGCGGUGGUCACUUUCACCGUCAACUUCGUGGACGAUGUCUGGACGCUGAACGGCUGGGACACGAACGGCCAGGUCAUUUCGUCUGCAGCCCUUCCGGAACUGGAUUCCGGUACCUCUGCGGGCUUCUACCAGAUCAUCUACCAUGACGGGCACGCAUUCGCUUGGGGCGGCGGAAGCACUGAGGGCAUCUACUGCAUGGACUACCUUGCAGAGCACACUGCAUCCGGGUCUGCAGGGCCAGGACGGGGCAACUUGAAGCUCCAACGUGCAUGUCCUAGGAUGUCCUCGGUCCUCUGCUCCACCAGUGCUGUGCUUUGA
Messenger RNA from Symbiodinium sp. CCMP2456, 1032 nucleotides. NCBI's taxonomy places the organism in Eukaryota, Dinophyceae, Suessiales, Symbiodiniaceae. The record is from the annotation of a GenBank genome assembly.